AAUUAGUCCUUAUCAAGUCAUCCACCGUCUACCGGGCUUUUCUUCCGUUUCUUUCUUGCACUAAAGAAAAAUGAGGAGUGUGGAAAUGGAGGCUCCGAGAAUCCAUGACGGAGAGAUAAACGAAGACGAGGUUUCUCCGAUCGAGCAAGUCCGGCUAACCGUACCCACCACCGACGACCCGACCCUGCCCGUAUGGACCUUCAGAAUGUGGGUCCUGGGAGUGUUCUCCUGCGUGCUCCUCUCCUUUCUCAACCAAUUCUUUAGUUACAGGAAGGAGCCACUAACCAUCACCCAGAUCACCGUCCAGGUGUUCACGCUCCCCAUCGGACGCUUCAUGGCCGCCACGCUGCCCACCACCAAGUUCCGGAUUCCCGGGUUCGGGUCCCGCCAAUUCUCGCUUAACCCGGGGCCGUUUAACAUGAAGGAACACGUUCUUAUCAGCAUUUUUGGGAACGCCGGCGCCGCGUUUGGAGAUGGAACCGCUUAUGCCAUUGGGAUUGUGACCAUUAUAAUCGCAUUUUAUCACAGGAAUAUCUCUUUGUUUGCUGGCUGGCUCCUUGUUCUUACCACACAGGUACUUGGAUAUGGUUGGGCUGGACUUAUAAGAAAAUAUGUAGUUGAGCCGGCUCACAUGUGGUGGCCAAGCACCCUCGUCCAAAUCUCACUAUUCCGGACCCUCCAUGAAAAGGAAGACGAAGACGACAAGCGGCACAUGUCCCGAGCAAAAUUCUUCAUGAUCGCACUAGCUUGUAGCUUUUGCUGGUACUUGUUCCCUGGCUACCUCUUCCAGACUCUUCAGAGCAUUUCCUGGGUUUGCUGGGCGUUUCCCAAAUCCGUGACGGCACAGCAGAUUGGUUCCGGCAUGAAUGGGUUUGGAGUCGGAGCUUUCACGCUAGACUGGGCCACAAUUGCCUCCUUUCUCUUCAGCCCUCUCAUAAGUCCAUUCUUCACCGUUGCAAACAUCUUUGUCGGUUACGUGACUAUAAUGUACGUCGUGGUACCUAUAUGUUACUGGGGAUUCAAUCUCUAUGAUGCCAAAAACUUCCCCAUCUAUUCGUCGCACUUGUUCACUGCACAGGGCCAAAAGUAUAACAUAUCCGCCAUUGUCAAUGAUCAAUUUGAGCUGGAUAAAGCUCAAUACGCCAAGCAAGGGACAGUCCACUUGAGCAUAAUGUUUAUUCUAACUUAUGGGUUUGGAUUUGCCAAAAUUGCAUCUACAAUUUCCCAUGUUGCUUUAUUCUAUGGAAGAGAGAUUUAUGAUCAAUAUAAAGCUGCUUCAAAGGAAAAGAUGGAUAUACAUACAAGAUUGAUGAGGAAGUACAAAGAUAUACCUUCGUGGUGGUUUUACACACUUCUUUUAGUGACAAUUAUUGUGUCACUGGCACUAUGCAUCUUCUUGAAAAGUGAGGUCCAGAUGCCAUACUGGGGACUGUUGCUUGCAUCUGCCAUGGGUUUCAUCUUUACCCUGCCCAUUAGUAUCAUCACAGCCACCACAAACAUUACGCCAGGACUAAAUAUCAUAACGGAAUACGUUAUGGGUAUAAUCUAUCCUGGGAGACCUAUAGCCAAUGUUUGCUUCAAGACGUAUGGUUACAUGAGCAUGAGUCAUGCUGUUUCUUUCCUUAGCGAUUUCAAGCUGGGUCAUUACAUGAAGAUUCCUCCAAGGUCUAUGUUCUUGGUUCAGGUCUUUGGAACCAUCAUUGCUUCAACAACCAAUACAAUUGUUGCCUGGUGGCUCUUACAUUCUAUAGACCACAUAUGUGAUCAGGAUAAGUUUUCCAAUAGUCCCUGGACCUGUCCGGGCCACCGUGUCUUCUUCGAUGCCUCUGUUAUCUGGGGGCUGGUUGGUCCGAUGAGGAUUUUUGGCUCGCUCGGAAAUUACUCUUCGCUUAACUGGUUCUUUCUUGGAGGAAUAUUGGGUCCGUUUCUGGUAUUUCUCCUCCACAAGGCCUUCCCCUCGCAAACCUGGAUUACCCUCAUCAACUUCCCUGUUCUUCUUGGCGCAUGUUCUCAGAUCCCGCCGGCAACGGCCUUAAACUACAAUUCUUGGAUUUUGGUCGGAACCAUCUUCAACUUCUUUGUUUUUAGGUACCGGAAGGAAUGGUGGCAGAGGUAUAAUUAUGUCCUCUCCGCGGCGUUGGAUGCCGGCGUUGCAUUCAUGGCAGUCUUUUUGUACUUCACGGUGGGGUUGGAGAACAAAAAUGUGUCAUGGUGGGGGACUACUAACUCUGAGCAUUGCGAUCUUGCGAAUUGUCCCACCGCUAAGGGUAUAUCUGUUGAUGGUUGUCCCAUAUUUUAGUUUCGAUUUUAUAUUAGGAUAAAUAAAUGUUAUGAUAUUGUUUGGUCAUAUAAAAUAUAUAACUUUU
Ipomoea nil (Japanese morning glory) is the source of this 2366-nucleotide messenger RNA. Its product is annotated as oligopeptide transporter 4-like. Gene Ontology annotation, molecular function: oligopeptide transmembrane transporter activity. Gene Ontology annotation, biological process: transmembrane transport. The coding region runs from base 71 to 2299 and encodes 742 amino acids. The transcript has 6 exons. The record is from RefSeq and is a predicted model, not a curated record. NCBI's taxonomy places the organism in Eukaryota, Viridiplantae, Streptophyta, Magnoliopsida, Solanales, Convolvulaceae.